This is a messenger RNA of Guillardia theta CCMP2712, 637 nucleotides long. RefSeq lists its product as hypothetical. The record is from RefSeq and is a predicted model, not a curated record. NCBI's taxonomy places the organism in Eukaryota, Cryptophyceae, Pyrenomonadales, Geminigeraceae. The transcript is spliced from 4 exons. The coding region runs from base 15 to 326 and encodes 103 amino acids.
CGAUCGCCAGGAGGAUGCGGGAGGCGAGAGGGAGCCGGGCUCGCUUCCUGUGGAUGGCGACGCCGGCGAUGGUACACGUCAGAGAUAAUAUGAUCUCGGAGUGCAUGGACUGGCGGACGAAUCAGCGCCUGGCUCUGUACGAGGAGCAGGCCAAGACCCUGGUCCAGCGGUAUCAGCAGGAGUUCGGCAUCGAGCGCUUCAUGUACAUGGACACGUACAACCUGACGCUGCCCAUGAUCGAGGCAGCCAAGGGAGACUGCGGGCAUUUCCUCCCUGCUAACAUUCAGCUCGCAGCUGUGCAGCAGUUUCUCAACCUCGCGUGCUGAGUUGGGCACCUUCCCGUCCCAUCAAGUUGAUCGGACAGUCCGACCGUCUUGGGGGGCGUUAGGUGACUCCCGGCCUGGCUGGCCGCCCGGCGCGGGCCGGGCCCCGGCAGACUACAGGCUACCGUGACGCCGAUUGUUCGGAAGUUCAGUGGAGACACGGCCAGUCAGCAACUUAACUUCGAGUCAAGAGGUGCUGGUCAGCUAACGUUGAGUAAAAGUGUGCCGCUACCGUCACGUUUACUCAACUGAGGCCUGCGGUACUAGAGGGCACCGGGUACGUCGGUGUAGUAAAAGGAGACAUGUGGAGUAAA